Ilex paraguariensis (yerba mate) is the source of this 567-nucleotide messenger RNA. The record is from the annotation of a GenBank genome assembly. Lineage: Eukaryota; Viridiplantae; Streptophyta; Magnoliopsida; Aquifoliales; Aquifoliaceae.
AUGGAGGAUGCUUCUUUGAUUCUGGUAAACUCUAUUUUGGGACGUUGUGAAUGCCCUUGGUCUUAUCUAGAUAUAGUGAGGCAGGUUAAAGGUAUUUUGAGCAGUCUGGAAUUUUGCCUAGUUCAUGUUUAUAGAGAAGCAAAUUAUGUUGUUGACAGGCUGGCUGGAAAUGUUGUUCGGAACAGGAGGCUGGCUGGAUAUGUUGUUAUGAUCAGCAAGGAGGCUGGCUGGAUAUGCUGUUAUGGUCAGCAAGGUUUGCCUGUGUUGUGUAAAUACAAGCUAAUGGUGUUCAAUCAAGAGGGUGAAGUGUUGAAGGCUUUGCAGUAUGGACCACAUAUCUACAAUCGAAAAGGUUGCCUCACCAAAGUUUGUCCAGAGAAAGAUGCAGCAGAGGAUCAAAGUUUAGAUAUCUGUUUAAGAUGUGGCAAUUCAGGACACAAUAUGUUCUCAUGCAACAGCAAUGAGUACAGUUUUGAUGAUCUUAGGGGUAGUGCAGCCCAGGAAAGUCUUAGCAAGGACCUUCAUAUGGAAAUUAUUAGCCCGGGACGUAGUCCUACAAUUCCUUGA